Messenger RNA from Syzygium oleosum, 998 nucleotides. RefSeq lists its product as uncharacterized. Lineage: Eukaryota; Viridiplantae; Streptophyta; Magnoliopsida; Myrtales; Myrtaceae. The record is from RefSeq and is a predicted model, not a curated record. The transcript is spliced from 7 exons. The coding region runs from base 175 to 795 and encodes 206 amino acids.
UGUCCGUUAAAACCGUUGGAUCCACCGCCGCCGAGUGCUUUCGACGGCGGAUCUCGAAUCCCACGCAGCUCCCGUCCCAUCAUCUCCAAGGAAACGCCACGGCUCUGCUCUCAUCAGCAGCUUCGCACCUUUCUUCCCACGACCAGGAAACCCGGAGAGAGAGAGGCGGCGGCGAUGUCGUUUUGCUCGUCCCUGUCGUCACCGCCCGCGCAGCCCUUCUCCCCCUUCUCCAAGCUCAGGGUCUCCAGCGGCGACCACCGGCACCCGGCGGCAGUCCCCGCGGGCCCGCGCUUCAGGGCCUCCGCCGACGUUCCCGACUUCCUCUCCGCCGAUUGGCUUGAAUCUCGGAAGAAGAAACCUUUUGGGCCAAGACUAAAUUUUAGUGCAGAGGAAGCUGUGCAGCACCAGCUUGAUGCGUUGAAGUACAAUGACCAACCCCGACAAGAUUAUGGCAUUGAGGUUAUGUACAGGUUUGCUGGUUUCGAUCCUUUUGAAAGGUCGCCUUAUUUCGGACCCUUCUUCGACCUGGGGCAGUUUGAGCGGUUUAGGCGUAUCUUUCACCAUUCCACUUACCGAGUUCUACUUGGUCACAAAGACAGGAAGAUCUUGAGCAGCCUAUUGGUGAAAGAGAAUCGAUUUAAGCAGAGGGUAUGGAUACAAGGAUCACGCCCUGAAGAGGAAGAAACAUUUGAAUUUACCUUGGUUCAGAGGGUUGGUGGUUCUUGGGACGGUUAUUGGCUGACAGAGUCUCUGCUUCACGAUGGAGACGCCUUUUCUGGUGGUUUGGCUUACUGAUUGGGGUGUGCCUCCUACGAUGUAUACAAAAAGUACAUAUAAGCAUAACUCCAAGAUAACACAUGGACGGUGUCUCUGCCUUCAUAAUAUGUACAUAAUACGUAAGUAGUAAAAUGAAUGUCCAAUGUCAGAGAAGCUUUGGCCGGGGGUCAGAUUGUAAAUAAAAACCUUCAAUUAGUGGUAAUGCUAGCUUUUGCUUUCAA